Messenger RNA from Thecamonas trahens ATCC 50062, 2688 nucleotides. RefSeq names its product GTP-binding nuclear protein ran/tc4. Gene Ontology annotation, molecular function: GTPase activity; DNA binding; protein heterodimerization activity. The record is from RefSeq and is a predicted model, not a curated record. Gene Ontology annotation, biological process: protein import into nucleus; ribosomal subunit export from nucleus. Gene Ontology annotation, cellular component: nucleus; nucleosome; cytoplasm. The transcript is spliced from 4 exons. The coding region runs from base 7 to 2688 and encodes 893 amino acids. NCBI's taxonomy places the organism in Eukaryota, Apusomonadida, Apusomonadidae.
GCCACCAUGAGCAACGCCCCGACCUUCAAACUCCUUCUUGUGGGAGAUGGAGGGACAGGCAAGACUGCCUUCCUCAAGGCCAUCAACUCCCUUGCCUUUGAGACCAAGUACAUUGCCACACUUGGUGUCGAGGUGGAUGAGGUCAGGCUGGCGACUUCGUCCGGCCCGCUGGUGUUCAACGUGUGGGAUACGGCCGGACAGGAGAAAUUUGGUGGCCUCCGCGAUGGGUACUACAUCCAGGGCCAAGCGGCGGUGAUUUUUGCUGAUGCCUCGUCGAGGAGUUCGGUCAAACAUGCAAGGACUUCAUGGCUUCGGGAUGUGGUCCGAGUCUGUGAUGGCAUCCCCAAGGUCUUCGUCUUUAACAAGACAGACGUGCCCGGUGGUGAGGCCAGGCACGUGGACAAGUUUGAUGCUGUCUUUGGGCUCUCGGUCAAGGCCGCGGUGGCGAACAACGACUACGCGUCGCUCAAGGCUCCUUUCCUCUUCCUCGCCCGAAAGCUCACUGGCAUUCGCGAUCUCAACCUCGUCGGCGAGUCGUGGUCCAAGUCGGAGGUCCUUGUCGGGACCAUUCUUCCCAGCGAUGGCGCAACUAAGGACGAACAUCCCAGCUCUGCCGAUGCUUUCAGGGUCUCCAGCCCGCAGUCGAGUCCGCAAGCCCUUCCUCAGGGUGAGGUGUAUGGUGAUGGCGGCCCAGAUGGGAUCGACGACAUUGUGUCGCCCGCGUCGGGCAACGGCGACAAUUUCACUCUCGUUACGGGCUCCAAGACAAAGUCUGCAUCGUCAGGCGGCUUCAAGUUUGGAUCUCCCAACGCCGCUGCGCCUAAACCGUCUGGCGGCUUCAAGUUUGGAUCGCCCGACGCCGCUGCGCCUGCAUCGUCAGGCGGCUUCAAGUUUGGAUCGCCCAACGCCGCCGCACCUGAACCGUCAGGCGGCUUCAAGUUUGGAUCGCCCAACGCCACUGCGCCUAAGCCGUCUGGCGGCUUCAAGUUUGGAUCGCCCGACGCCGCUGCGCCUGCAUCGUCAGGCGGCUUCAAGUUUGGAUCGCCCAACGCCGCCGCACCUGAACCGUCAGGCGGCUUCAAGUUUGGAUCGCCCAACGCCACUGCGCCUAAGCCGUCAGGCGGCUUCAAGUUCGGAUCGCCCGACGCCGCUGCGCCUAAGCCGUCAGGCGGCUUCAAGUUUGGAUCGCCCAACGCCGCUGCGCCUAAGCCGUCAGGCGGCUUCAAGUUCGGAUCGCCCAACGCCACUGCGCCUAAACCGUAUAGCAACUUCAAGUUUGGAUCGCCCAACAACUUGUCGCCUGGACAACCCAGACACACACCAUCGGGACCUUGGAAGUGCCCUGCUUGCGAGGCCAACAACCCUGCCGACAACAACCACUGCAAACUCUGCACCACUCCGCGGGCUGGCAAUGGCAAGACCGCCGCGGUCUCGCUUGCCUCCAUCGGCUACCCCGACCCUACUGAUGACUCCGACGCCGAGCUGAUUCUGGCCGAACAGCGCCAGCUGCUGCAGGAAGCCCCGCCGCCGCCCGCUGUCUCAGAUUUCGAAGCCUACAAGGCCGGUCUGAUGGCCCGCCUCGACGCCGAGGCUGCCCGCCGCGGAUACACACCCGACGAGAGCGACCGCAAGGCCGUGCUCAAGCGGCUGCCGGCCAACCUGGGCCAGACAGCGUGGCGGACACAGAUCAAGAAGGUACUUCGGCAAGUGCACUCUUGCACCAGCAUCGGCACAAGUGCUGCCCAGCUUGUCCAGGACAUCGUGGUGUCGUCGCUCGUCGACGUUGUCACCGCCACCCGUCAGCUGAUGGCGAAGCGCGACGAACUCAUCGCCAACUCGCUCGAGACCGACGAACGCUCCGCUGAACUCCCCGACGUCGUUGCUGCUAUCCGCCUCGCUGUGCCGGGCGAGCUGGCCAUGCACGGUACAUCCGAAGCAACCAGGGCCGUCAUCAAGUUGAAGGCUGCCCAACCGCCAGCCACGCUACGAACCGCAUCCACCGCCAGUGGUCUAGUCUUUUCGACCCUCAUUACCCGCUCCGGCAUUGCCAAGCGGUUCGGGAGCUCGGUCCUCUCUCUCCCUGAUGGAAGCCCUGCGUUUUCUGUCGAGGCCCUCGUCGCCCUUACCGCAUUCACCGAGUACAUCACCGCCGAGAUCCUCGAGCUGAGUGGUAACGCCGCCCGCGACAACCGCCGUGCCCGUAUCAACGAGCGCCACGUUCUUCUCUCCAUUUCCUGCGAUGAGGAGCUGAGCAAUCACUUCCGCAGCGGCAUCAUCGCCCGCGGCGGCGUUUUGCCGCACAUUCAUGUCCGCCUCUUGCCUGUCCACGGCGGCGCGAACAACCGCGACAUGGAAGAGAAUCGGCUCGUCGAUGCUGCCCUCGCUACCGCCGGCUCGAGCGGUUCCACCUAUCGCCCAGGUACCCUGGCUCUCCGCGAGAUCCGCAGCGCGCAAAAACAUGUUCCAGGCCGUGGUCCGGGCGUUCUCCGCGAUGUCGCUGGCGCUGACAUGGGCAUCUCCGAUGAAGCUUACGCAGCCCUGCAGCACGCAGCCGAGGCCCAUGUCGUCGAGCUCUUUCACCUCGCCAACGUUGUCGCCAUUCACCGCGACUCGACUCUUGUCGAGCCCAAGGACUUGCAACUCACGAAGCGCAUCCAGACAGCGAGCCGUCGCCACUUUUACGCCUAG